Molecule: messenger RNA, 1153 nt
Organism: Vicugna pacos (alpaca)
Lineage: Eukaryota; Metazoa; Chordata; Mammalia; Artiodactyla; Camelidae
Source: RefSeq, a predicted model, not a curated record
AUGAGUUUUGGUCCCAACAUCACCACUGGGCGAACCACUUCCCCCUCUGCCCACGUUCCCACACCCUGUGGCAGCUGCCACCACAACCUGCCCCACCCUGGAAAUGGAGAGAGGGGAUUGGAUGACCUGGGCCUCGAGGGAACCCUUCUCACAGACAUCCUCUACAGGAACGUGGCCUUCCUUAAUCUGGUGGACCCCAUUUCCCACGACCUGCUUGUGAUCCUGGCCCGGGACCUGCAGUGCCCCAAGUCGGACUAUGAGCUCUGGAAGUCCUUGGACAAGAUCUGUCGGUAGCUCAUCUACCACCUCACCCCUCACUCCAAGCGGCAGCGAGGGUCCAGCUUGCCCCAGAGGAAGACCCAGAGCUGCCUCAAGAGCAGCCUCCAGAGGACUCUGCUGGCGGGGGAGACCGUGAACCUGUCAGGGAUCCCGCUGUCAGCGCAGGACGUGCAGCACAUCACGCGCUACCUGGGCAGCCGGGGCGCCGGGCUCGCGGUGCUGGACCUGAGCUUCACAGGGCUGAGUGACGAGCUGCUGCGCCGGCUGCUGCCCAGCCUCUGGACGCUGCCCCGCCUCACCCAGUUCCUGCUCAACGGCAACCGGCUGACCCGGGCCGCCACCCGCGAGCUCACCGAGGCUGUCAAGGACACCAGCAAGUUCCCGGUGCUGGCCUGGGUGGACCUGGGCAACAGUGUGGACGUGGCCUCCCUGCCCCAGCCCCUGCUGGUCGGCCUGCGCCGGCGGCUGAGCCAGUGCACCUCGCUGCCCACCAUCUACGAGGGUAGAGACCUGGAGCCUGAGGGCGACAUGGCUGUGGCCACAGCCGUUGCCUCCACCUGGGACUCUGCAGCUGCUGGACCAGGGCCCAAGCCUCAGGCCUGCUGCACCAGGUGAACUGCCACCCACCCUGGUACCUGCUUCCUGACUGGCAAUGCUCCCGAGCAUGUUUGAGGGGGUGAUAGAGGCCCCCAGCACCCCCCCACCCCGACCCCAGAUCCAGUGCAGAGGCUUAGCCUGGGAUUCAUGGCACAGAGGAGGAUGGGCUUGUUGGAGGCCAGAUGGUCAGUCCAGGCUGGAGCCUCAGCCUUCCCUCAGCAGGAGGGGCCUGGCACCUGCUGUGCAGACCCCGCAAUAAAGGGUGAUGCCCCCUCUG